AUGGCCCGCUCCAAGACCAAGAAGUCUUCCAAAGACAGUGACAAGCCCCUCAAGCCACGUCGAUCGCACCGCAAGUCUCGAAAUGGUUGUGGCGCCUGCAAGCAACGACACAUGAAAUGUGAUGAAUCUCGACCGAUUUGCCUCAAUUGCAAGAUCUCCAACCGUGGUUCCCAAUGCAUUUUCAUCAACAUUGGCCAGCAGCCAUCACCGCCGCAAACAUCAAGCGUGGAUACGCCGUCUCCUUUCCAUCUCUCUUCCCAUCAAUCUCCCGCGGGCCCCACGUCCAUAUCACUCAGCCCUGCUCAGUCUCUUAGUUCUGAUUUGACGGCAGUCGGAGAUACCCCAGUCAGAGGGGACUUGUUCGAUCUCAACCAUUUCGCCCUCUAUCAUCAUCUGCUGACGAAUCGUCACACCAUCACAUCAAUUGACCCCUCCAAUGAGAGCAUCAUUUCUCACACAAUGGACUAUGCACUCAAAGCCCCUUACUUGAUGAAUCAGCUUCUUGCCCUCUCUGCUCUCCAUCUGAGCAACCCUCCUUCGCUCCGGCAACCUUAUUACCAACUUGCUACCAGUCUCCAGACAAGGGCGUUGGCCUUGUUCAACGAGGAGAGGCAAGAGGUUUCAGAAGAAUCAUGCGUUCCUAUGUUUCUCUUCUCAUCACUUGUCGGAGUCCAUGUCCUUUGCGAUACUCUUCAAGGUCCAAGAGAGAGCUUUGGCGCUGUUCUCGACCGCUUCAUCACUUAUCUCUCUAUUCACCGUGGUGUCCGCGCUGUGACGAAGCAUUCAUGGCAUACAAUCAAGAAUUCAGGACUUGCGCCUAUACUACAACAAAUUGAAGACGCGUUUCCCGCACCAGACAACGAGAUGGAAGCCACAGCCAUCCUCCACAGGAUGAUCGACUCAAACGCCUCCCUGUCAUCAGCGACCAAAUACCACAACGCCGCAUCCACAUUGCAGCGGUCUUUUUCUCUCCAUGCAGCACUGAAUCAGCCUAACAGACGGCGAUUCGAUGCCGCGAUAGCAUUUUGUCUCGAUGUUGACGACGAGUACCUCGAAUUGCUGAAGAAGCGACAGCCAGAAGCGCUGGUUAUCCUUGCAUUCUUUGCAGUCUUGCUGCAUUGGAACAGAUCUACAUGGAUAUUCGGUGACGGCGGACAGUAUUUAAUACAAUCCAUUACAGCUCAUCUCGGGCUUCACUGGGCAGAAUGGUUGCAAUGGCCCAAUUCAAUGCUCACACAACAAUAG
Fusarium proliferatum ET1 is the source of this 1245-nucleotide messenger RNA. RefSeq lists its product as uncharacterized. Bases 1 to 1245 code for a protein of 414 amino acids. Gene Ontology annotation, molecular function: zinc ion binding; DNA-binding transcription activator activity, RNA polymerase II-specific. NCBI's taxonomy places the organism in Eukaryota, Fungi, Ascomycota, Sordariomycetes, Hypocreales, Nectriaceae. The record is from RefSeq and is a predicted model, not a curated record. Gene Ontology annotation, biological process: regulation of transcription by RNA polymerase II. The transcript has a single exon.